Nematocida ausubeli is the source of this 348-nucleotide messenger RNA. RefSeq lists its product as uncharacterized. The record is from RefSeq and is a predicted model, not a curated record. Gene Ontology annotation, biological process: cytoplasmic translation. The transcript has a single exon. Bases 1 to 348 code for a protein of 115 amino acids. Gene Ontology annotation, molecular function: structural constituent of ribosome. Lineage: Eukaryota; Fungi; Microsporidia. Gene Ontology annotation, cellular component: cytosolic large ribosomal subunit; ribosome.
AUGGCAAAUAUAACAUCUGAGAACAAAGUGGUCGUAUUGACCGUAAACCUGUGGAAACUUGUAAAGGGAUGCUCCCAGAAGAGGUGGGCAGACUGUGCAGUCAGAAACUUGAAGAAACUCAUUAAGAAACAAUUCCGCACUGAAAUGGAUGUCAAGAUAGAUAUGGACCUCAACAAAGCCAUCUGGGCCAGAGGAAAGAAGAAUCUUCCCACUAGAAUUAGAGUGGAAAUAGGAAAGAGACCAUCCUUCAAGGACAACGCAAAGACAGAAAUGUUCGUCAAGCACGUGCACGUUCCUGAGUUCAAGGGACUGCAGACAGAAAGCUUCGUUGCACAGAUGGACCAAUAA